AUGUCACACCAGCCGGCCGACCAGGCAGCACAGAUCGGAAAUUAUCAGCAAGGGAUACCAGCGAUGCAACAACCGAGAGUGUGGCUUUUCCCUUCUGGGCCAGUAGGCAUCAUGCUGAAACUGGCCCAGAGCAGCAGCUAUCCCCAGGGCAGUAGGUCCCUCUACAGUGGCCAUGAUACCUUCACCCGUUGCUAUUGGACGUACUUCUGGCUAUCUUUCUUGGGAAAAACCGAGGCCUACGCCCCCAACGCCACGGUAUUCUCGGUGGCCCUGCGCUGCGGCUAUUCUACCGAUUCGAUUGCUGGAUGA
Molecule: messenger RNA, 309 nt
Organism: Aspergillus welwitschiae
Lineage: Eukaryota; Fungi; Ascomycota; Eurotiomycetes; Eurotiales; Aspergillaceae
Exons: 2
Coding region: 1-309 (102 amino acids)
Source: RefSeq, a predicted model, not a curated record